AUGGCCCCCGGGACCCCGAGGCCCCCUUCCCAGCCAUUGUGCCUGGGAGAUGGGCGUCCUGUACUGCUGCCUGACUGUCUUCUGUCCUACGUGCAGCCCGGGGUGGUGGGCUUGGUAGGAGCUUUGGGCCACAGGCUUAAGUCAAAGAGCCUGUCAGCCCGAUUUCCUACCUCUGGAGCCAUCCAGGGGUCCCUGGUCAGGAGCACCUGCAGUCACGAGGAACUGGAGGGGUCAAUAACAUUCAAGGAUGUGGCUGUGGACUUCACCCAGGAGGAGUGGUGCCUGUUGGACCAUUCUCAGAAAGAGCUGUACAGGGAGGUCGUGCUGGAGAAUGUGCAGAAUCUACUCUUUGUGGAAGCAGAGACUAAUUUUGAAGCGGAGAUGUCUACAAUGCUGAGCCUAUUUGUGGAGGAAUCUGGUCCUCUACGAGGCAUGAAUAAGGGUCCCUGUGACUUCAUUUUGAAAGAAAUCUGUGACUCUAAAAUCAAGGAAAAUAAAAAUCCAAAGAGAGACUAUGAAUUUAAUGAAGUCGCAGAGAAAUUCAGCCAACAUUCAGUCCUAAAUCCGUAUAUGAAAUUGAUCUCAGGUAAUGACUGUUAUGUGGAUAGUGAAUACACCAAAUGCUUUCCUGAAAAAGUAGGAUUUAAUCAGUCACAUGAGAAACCUCCUGAAUUGAACCUGUAUCAAGAUAACCAAGGGAGCCUUGCCUAUGCCUCAAGUUUAGACCUUAUAGGACAUCCAAAAAUUAAACAUGUAGAGAUGCUUUCUGUGAGUAAUAAAAGUGCGAGACCUUUCAGUCAGAACUCAUAUCAAAUAAUCUACUCAGGAGAGAGACCUUAUCAAUGUAAAGAAUGUGGGAAGGCUUUCACACAGAGGGGUAAUCUUGUUAGACAUCAGAGAAUCCAUACUGGUGAGAAACCUUAUGAAUGUACAGAGUGUGGAAAAGCUUUCACAGAGAGGGGUAAGCUUGCUGCACAUCAGAGAAUCCACACAGGAGAGAAACCUUAUGAAUGUACACAGUGUGGAAAGGCUUUCACACAGAGGGGUAAUCUUGAUAAGCAUCAGAGAAUCCACUCUGGAGAGAAACCUUAUGAAUGUAUGGAAUGUGGAAAGUCUUUCACAUGGAGGGGAGAUCUUGCUGCACAUCAGAGAAUUCACACUGGAGAGAAACCUUAUGAAUGUACACAGUGUGGAAAGCCUUUCACAUGGAGGGGCCAUCUUGCUGCACAUCAGAGAAUCCACAGUGGAGAGAAACCUUAUGAAUGUUCACAGUGUGGAAAGCCUUUCACACAGAGGGGUCAUCUUGCUGCACAUCAGUGGAUCCACACUGGAGAGAAACCUUAUGAAUGUACACAAUGUGGAAAGGCUUUCAUACACAGAGCAAGUCUUGCUGCACAUCAUAGAAUCCACUCUGGAGAGAAACCUUAUGAAUGUACACAGUGUGGAAAGACUUUCACAGUGAGGAGUAGUCUUGUUAAACAUCAGAGAAUCCACACUGGAGAGAAACCUUAUGAAUGUACACAAUGUGGAAAGGCUUUCACAGAGAGUAGCUCUCUUGCUGCACAUCAGAGAAUCCACACUGGAAAAAAACCUUAUGAAUGUAUACAAUGUGGGAAACCUUUCACACAGAGUAGCUCUCUUGCUACACAUCAGAGAAUCCACACUGGAGAGAAACCUUAUGAAUGUACACAGUGUGGAAAGGCUUUCACACGGAGGGGCUAUCUUGCUGCCCAUCAGAGAAUCCACAACGGAGAGAAAUCUUAUGAAUGUAAUAAAUUCGGAUAGCCUAUCUCAUAAUGCUCCACUGUUGCUUCAUGUCAGAAAAUCCCCAUUGGAAUAAAACCUCAUGAGUGAAGCUGAGCUUAUAGUUUCCACUCUUACAUUAUUCAACAUAAGAAUCCACACUACAGAGAAACUUUAGGAAUAUGAUGAAUGUGGCAAGGCCUUCAGGCAACAAUCAUCUCUUAUUCUCAAGCAAGAAUUCCUUUUGGAUAGAAAUCUUAUUCCUGUCAUUAAUGAAGAAAGACAUUGAAAUGGAGAAUCCAGAGCUCUUUCAAUACUAGAAAAUAUCUUCUGAAGAGAUCAGUUCCAGAUGUAUUCCAGAUGUAGGAAGGCUUUCAGCAAGGGAUAAUCUCUUAUUUCACGUCAGAGGAUUUAUAGUGCAACAAAACAUAAUGACUAUGUUCAGGUUUAUGUGUUUCCUCAAGAGGAGGGUGAUCACUCAUUUGGAGAAGUACAAAUGGUAACAAGUCUGAGGCAUCAGCCCACAUCUAUUUUGUUAUGACAGAAAAGGAAAGUGACAAAAUGUGGAGGAGAUGUGAGAAGAUGAAAAAGGAAAACUUUUGGGGUUGUUGUGAACUAAUUCAACCAUUCUGCAGAAGGCAAUUUGAAACUGCAUCCACAAGGCAUUAAAAAACAAAAAGGAAAUAUAUAUACACACACACACAAGCACACACACACACACACACAUAUAUUAAGAAUGGAAAGAUGCUCUUAUUGGGGUUAGGAAAAUAUUGGAAAUUAAGAGGAAACUCAUGCAUUGGGAAAUGGCUGAGCAAAUGUUGGCUUCUGAUUGUAAUGGAAUCCUAUUAUUUCAUCAUUAACGAGGAGAAGGAGCUUAGAGAGACCUGGAAAGAAUUGAGAACUGAUGUAGACUUUUUAAUUAAUAUAUGCAAAAUUAUUCAUUUUACAUUUUUUAAUGUUCCCUAUCUCUUGUUUGUUCUUAAAUUUCCUUCCUUUCCCAUAGAUCUGACAGGUACACUAUAUCAUGUUCCUCUAAUUUGCUGAUAAUAUUACUCUUCAUGAUUAAGUCAUAUACCCAUUGUGAGCUUAUCUUGGUAUAAAUUGUGAAAAAUUAAUCUAAGCCUAAUUUUUCCUAUACUGUUUUCCAAUUUUCCCAGCAGUUUUUGUCAGAUAGUGAGUUCUUGUCCCCAUGAGUGGGAUGUUUGAGUUUAUCAAACAGUACCUUGCUGAGGUCAUUUACCCCUAGUCUAUUCCAUUGGUCCACCCUCCUGUCUCUUAGCCAGUACCAUAUUGUUUUGAUGAUCAGUGUUUUUUAGUACAAUUUAAGAUCUGGUACUGCUAAGCCCCUCUCCUUCACAUUUUUUCAUUAGUUCCUUUGAUAUUGAUUUUUUGUUCUUUCAGAUGAACUUUGUUAUAAGUUUUUCUAAUUCUUUAAAAAGCGAAUAAGCAAAUUAAUUUGGGUGGGAUUGUCAUUUUUCUUGUAUUAGCUCAUCCUACCCAUGAACAAUUAAUGUUUUUCCAAUUGUUUAGAUCUAGCUUUAUUUAUUUGACAAGUGUUUUGUAGUUGUGUUCAUAUAAUACCUGAGUUUGCAAAAAGAUUCUCAAAUAUUUCAUAUGGUCUAGAGUGAUUGUAAAUGGAGUUUCUCUAAGUUUUACUGCCGAUUUUUGUCCGAAAUUUAUAAAAAUGCUGGUCAUUUAUGUGGGGUUAUUCUUUGUUGUAUAAUUAGGAUUUGGUCCUCAGAACUCCAGAUCCCAGCUGAACACUUCUCAUGUUACGUCAUUACGUUUUGGUGAUAAAGUUUGCGUGUUACCCUGCCUCUCAAUCUUCUCCCUGUGAUUGCGGCUGAGGAUGUGGGCUUUAUGCCAGCCAGGAGAAUCUACAUAUAUAUGUUUACUUAUUGUAGGAUAAUUAGAUUUGAACUUCUAUUUCUUUUAGUUUAUUUUCUUUCUACUUCAAGUGAUUAUUAAUAAACUUUAUAAAAUAUA
This is a messenger RNA of Monodelphis domestica (gray short-tailed opossum), 3729 nucleotides long. The record is from RefSeq and is a predicted model, not a curated record. Lineage: Eukaryota; Metazoa; Chordata; Mammalia; Didelphimorphia; Didelphidae.